Molecule: messenger RNA, 3992 nt
Organism: Planococcus citri (citrus mealybug)
Lineage: Eukaryota; Metazoa; Arthropoda; Insecta; Hemiptera; Pseudococcidae
Exons: 2
Coding region: 842-3274 (810 amino acids)
Source: RefSeq, a predicted model, not a curated record
UAAUUAUUUGUUUGAUAAUUUCUAAUUGGAAAUUGCAAAUGAAAUGUGACCAUGUACCCUAGGAAAAUGGAGACGAUAAUAAUUAUGAUUCAAAAUUGCUUUAGAUAAGUAUAAUUGUGUAAUAUUGAGUGUAUCAUUAAGAAAUAAAGUAUUUAGAUACUUUGUGAAAUGAUUUGGAAUUUGUUUCCAGAUAUCACCUUGAUUUACCAUAUGGUCAACAACAGCUGAUCUACGUUAUGCUUGAUAUUUCCCUCCAAAAAUUAUUUCCAGGAGUUAUGGUUUCAUUAAAUCCGUUUUGUAAGUGUAUUUUUUUUAUUGUACAUACAUCCAAAAAUCCAGAUUCAUGUGUAUUUGUAGUUGAAUUUUUUUCUCAUAAAUACGCCAUGGAAAGAAUAAAACGAGUGAGACCUGUGAAUUAUAAACGGUGGUUGAAGAUUCCUGAGUUGGAAAUACCUCGUACAACUUUACUUUCUCGAAAUAAACGAAUACGUUUGAAUGAUGCUAAUGUAAGUAUAAUCCUACUCAUACCAUAUCCAUAAAGUACAAAAAUAUCAUUUAUGUAGGUAUCAAAUUAGUACGAUUACUAAAAUCCUCUCUUGAGUUUUUACAAAUUGGAUUCAUGUGGCUGUAGAUAUAAGAGAUGAGUAACAAUAUCAUAUUAUAACUGAACACCAUAUAACAAGACAAAUAAAUACGUUGAAUUUUUUAAAAGUUGUAUUCAUAUCUGUGCUGCAUACACGUCAUAAUUGUCUAAUUUCGGUUUCUAAUUUUCUAAUUCAAUUUUGGAAUUUUUUAUUUACUUCAUUAGAUAGACGAAGGCAGUUCAACAGGUGGUGUCAACAUGAAUGAAUGUUUUCAAUUGGUGAGAAAUGGUGAUUACGACGUCAAUGAUUUGCUAGAAUGCAGUUCGAACGAAUUUCCAGAAUUGAUGAUAAAUGAUGAAAGCAAUGUUGCUGAUAUCAAUUCAUCAGAAUGCCAUAAUCGAUCACAUGAAUCGUUGAUAUUUGAUGACAGUGGUGCUGAUUUACGAGACUGUGGUGAUGAUCGGUCAUCAAUGCAUGAGAAAUCUCAACGUAAGUUUUUGAAUGGCUCGCCUAUUUUCGCGGAAGAAGCUGAAAUUUUAAUAAUGGCGUACAUCAUAAGAUACAAUUUGAAUGAUGAAGCAGUCGACGGAUUGAUACAAUUAUUUACAACAUUGGUACCUGAAUGUACGUUACCCAGGACAAUUUAUAGUUUUAUGAAGAAAUUUGACUCAAGGAAGGAUGUUUCUGCUUUAAAAAGACAUUUUUGCAGUGCAUGCUCAAUGAUUAUUUCAUGUGGUAGCGACAAACGCGGAGCAAUGUGUAGCAAAUGUUCACGUGAGUGCAAUAGUGAUUUUUUUUAUUACUUUCCAAUCAAGGACGCUCUCACACAAUUUGUGAACAGUUCGGAUUACUUGAUUAUGAUUAACCGACAUGAAUACAGCGAUGUUAAUGAUGGUGAGUAUUGUAAGAAUAAUCAGAACAUAAGCAAGACAGAUGUAACUUUACAAUUGAAUACUGAUGGAGUUUCAAUUUUCGAUUCUUCAAAUAAGUCGCUGUGGCCCAUUCAAGUGCUCAUUAAUAAUUUACCUCUCCUAUUAAGAAGAAAAUACCUACUGCUAUGUGGACUAUGGUUUGGCAAAAAUAAACCAGACAUGAAUAUGUAUCUCAGACUGUUCGUUGAAGAAAUGAAACAACUUUAUGAUGAUGGAAUCGUUAGAGAAGUGGAUAACACUUUGGUAAAAGUUCAUGUUGUAUUAUGUGUCUGUGAUUCCGUAGCAAGACCCACAUUGCAAAACAUCAAACAAUUUAAUGGAGAGUAUGGUUGCUCUUUUUGUUUACAAGAAGGAGAGAUUUCCAAAAGAAGUACACGCAUAUAUCCAAAAAUGAGCAUUUUGCCUAUUAGAAAUUUAGAACAGCACAUGGCAGAUGCUAGAAAAAGUAUUGAAGGUAGGCCUACACCUAUUAAUGGCGUAAAAGGUCCGUCAGUUCUAAUGCUGCUUCCCAGUUUUGACAUAACAAAGUGUUUUUCCAUCGAUUAUAUGCAUUCGGCGCUGCUAGGAGUUGUUAAGCAGUUCAUUGAGCAAUGGUUUGAUUCAGCAAAUCACGAUCAGCCUUGGUACCUCGGUACAAAAGAGUCUGAUUUUGAUAAAAAAUUACUGAGUAUACGACCACCAUGCGAAAUUAGUUGGCUUCCUCGGCCAAUUAGUACUAGAAAAAAGUGGAAAGCAAGCGAGCUCCGAAAUUUUUUAUUGUAUUAUUCGUUCUAUUGUAUAAGUGACCUUCUACCAACACGUUUUGUUAGCCAUUGGUGUGCUUUAAUAUAUAGUAUCAGUACAUUUCUUCAACCUUCGAUAACUACAGAAGAAUGGCGAAAAGCAACUGAGGCAUUAUUUCAUUUUGUUAUCAACAUCGGAAACCUUUACAAUAAAAACUUCUACAGAUUCAACGUGCAUCUACUUCUGCACCUACCCAUUUGUGUUCGAGAAUUUGGUGCUCUUUGGGCAACAUCUUGUUUUCCUUUUGAACACUAUAACGGAAUUUUGAAUAAAUUAUUCGUAAAUGCAACAGGUGUUCAACAGCAAAUUUGCAAAAACUAUUUUCGAUUUAAAAAACUGAUGUUGGAGUCUAACAAAUUUUAUGACUCGUCCGCUUUUUUAGAUCAGGUACCUUUAGGUAAACAAUUAUUCAUCAACUUCAUGAAUGGUGACAAAGAUGAAAAUCUGCAGCUGACUGGUGACGUCUACCAAUUCUCUGUUAGAAAAACACGUGCAACUAUCAGUAUAUCCGAGCAACGUUCUAUUGAGGCAGUAUUGGACUCGAAGAUUGACAUUAAUGCAGUCACAUUGUAUCAGUUUUGUAACGUUAGAGGAAUGCUGCUUCACUCAUAUGAUUUCAACAAACUGAAGAGUCGCAACAAUAGUAUCGUUCAGUUACAAGACGCAACUGUGAUCAUGGUGUGUAAAAUUUUGAAGGUUUUUAUCACGUCUCCUAUCGAAAUAAAUGAAAAAAGGAUUGUGAUAGAAGCGAUUCCAGCUACAAAAAGGAUUAACAAUUCAAAUCUACCCAAGCAAAACAAAUUUAUUGCUUCUGUAACCAAGGAGUUGGUUUUUAAUUGUACACGACAACGUAUCUUUGUUCUGCCUGAAAUGAUUCAGAAAAAGUGCGUUUCCAUUAACGUAAUUGGUGAUGAUGAUGGUAUUAACUAUACAUUGGCAACCCCAUUAGCUAACCAUUUAGAAAAUGGUUGGUGAAGAAUAUAUAGCUGCGUAUAUAUUAAUGAUCGUAUUAUAUGUGCAUGAUAAUUAGGUAUAUACAUAUAUCAUUAUUUAUUAAUUGUCAUAAUUUUUUAUUUUUUUUUUAUUUUAUCAACCCAUGCAGAUAUAUGUUGCACUCGAAUUAUAUUUCAAAUAAAUAAUAUAAAUAUGAUCUUGCAAACAUUAAUAAGCCUAAAUUGAAACAUUUCAUUUUUUUAAGACCAUUGCUCUUUCUUCAUAUUUUUAUUAAAAUCAUGUUUUCUAGUUCUCAUGGUCAUACAUUUCAUGGAUUUUACUCAUUUCUCAAAGCGCGUAUUGAUGCAAUUCAAGUCUUAACAUACUAUACAUAACUCUUGAAAAUAAUAUGUAUGUACAUAGAUGAUAUUUUGCCAUAAUAAUUUUUUUUUUUAAAGUGAAGGCAAUGGCUACAGGUACUACUAGUAACAUGAAAUACUUACCAGUGAUAAAUUUUUACCACUGAUAAAAACUACUUAUACACCAGUGGUAAAUAUUUACCACUUGUCAAAACCAUACCACUGGUACCAUUAAAUACCAGUGGUAAAUUUUUACCACUUAUAAAGACUACUGGCACACCAGUGGUAAAUUUUUACCACUCAUAAAGACUACUGGCACACCAGUGGUAAAUUUUCACCACUGGUGAAAACUACUGGUACACCAGUAGUAUUUUAUUUUACUACUGGUGUUUUUCCGCAUG